Saprolegnia parasitica CBS 223.65 is the source of this 1110-nucleotide messenger RNA. RefSeq lists its product as hypothetical. The transcript has a single exon. NCBI's taxonomy places the organism in Eukaryota, Oomycota, Saprolegniomycetes, Saprolegniales, Saprolegniaceae. The coding region runs from base 1 to 1110 and encodes 369 amino acids. The record is from RefSeq and is a predicted model, not a curated record.
AUGUCGCUCUCCUCGGUGGUCGCGGUCAAGACGGUCGAAGGCGAACCAGUCGCGCAGCUCUCGACGACGGUGCUCGGACAAGUCGCGGGCCUCGACUUCACAGGCCACAGCGACGAGACCGUCGGUCUGUACCUGUUCCUGGCAUUCCAUGACGAUGAUGUUCUCGCGCAAGCGACGGCCAGUCUCGCGAUCGGCGAUGCUGCGGCGCAGCACGUGCUCGCGGUGUGGACCGUCGUGACGACCCCGGCGACGUUCCCGCGUCACCUUGAGCUGCACGGGGACUUUGCGAUUUUGGUCUCGCGCGACCGUUCAGUGCGUGUUGCAGUCUGCGCUUCGACAGCCCACGACGUCCUUUCCGUCACGUUUGCCUCGCCGACGCCGUUCAAGACGGACAUCAUCGUCAGCUUGAACCACUUGACAACAUCGAAGGGCGAGACGACGUCCGCGCGCCAGGUGCAUCUUGGCGGCAACGUUUGGCUGUAUGUCUUCCAGCUUCUUGCAGCCAUGCCCAACGGCCUACAGCAUCUGCAGCGCCGCCUGGCGCAUGCCAUGAUGCAGUAUGGAACCCUGCGCUACAACGUCACGCGUCCGGCGACCGACGCGUUCAAGCCGCUUGCUCCCUUUGCGGAAAUGCUCAAUAUGCAGCCGACUCCUCCGUCGUUGCCACCGCGCACGCCAGCGCACUCGGCGCUGACAGGAGAAGCUCUUGCUCGUCGGUCGCCAUCGCCUUUUGCAAGCCGGCCACCGCAAGCCCCAGGCCCAGACAUGGCGCUAAAUGAGCCAUCAUCGCUGGUGUCACCAUGGUCGUCGCCCAGCAGUGGCUUUGGGUUUAGCCACCAAAACAACUUGUCGCCCGAAUCGCUUCGCGAGCUCGAGCGCCGGUAUGCGUCGCCAUUGCUUCUGGCCAACUACCCGUCACCGAUCCGCUCGUCGCCGCUUCUCAUGGAGAGUCCGCCGUUCGAUGUGCACUCCUCGCCACCGCAAGCCGUGCGCCCCGCCUUGCUGCUACCCAAGGACGACGACGACAACGACCUGGCCGACCAAACACUCAACAUGUCGGUCGAUGAUAUCGAAGACGACGAGUACGAACGUGGCACAAUGGUCGCGUAG